AUGGCGUCGGAACAUACCGUGACCAAGGUUCUGUUGGAAUGGAUCAACAGCUUCUCCUUAGGCAAAACUCUCCGAGCCACUGAUGAGUUGACCGAUGGAAUCAUCUUGUGGGAGAUUCUCCAGGAUAUUGACCCCCAGUAUUUCCUUGAGGAAAUACCAGAGCCCAACUCCUCCGAUCAUUGGGUGGCCAAGUGGCAGAACCUGAAGCACAUCCACAAACUGCUGCUCAGUUAUAUUCGACACCAAAACGACGACAUCCUACCUUCCGGUCUCGAUCCGUCGCCCGAUCUCGAAUCUAUCGCCGAAAAAGCCUCUGCCAAGGAAACGAACAAGUUGUUGAAGCUUCUCCUGAUCGCGGCCAUCAGCUCCCCCAACGCCGGAACAUACGUACAAACACUUCAGGAGCUGAGCACCUCAACACAGGAGGGGCUCAAGGAUAUCAUUGAGGAGGCGCACAAUGGCCAAUAUGAGCCCAUGGACGCUGCGGACGAGCUCAGGGAAGAUCUAGCCAAGCACGAUCGCCCUGUGGACCUGGAAUUGCAGUUCGAAGAACGCGUCGGAAAGGCAUUGGAGGACCUGCACAAUCGCCUGGCGCGUCUCCAGGAGAACAACGACACCCUGCAAAAUCGGCUCGCCUCCACCGAGGACCGGCUGGUUACAUUGAAAUCUGGAAAGGGUGAUAUUGGAUUCAAUGCAAAGGCAUUAGAAAGCAAAACCCGCCAGCAGGACGAUCUAAUUGCGUCCCAGGAAGCGAAGUUGACCGCGGCCCAGGACGAAAUUGACAGCCUUCGGAUGACAGUCGAGUCCUUGCGCGUCAAGAACCAGCGCUAUCAGAAGUUGCAGGAUGACUAUGAUGAACUUCGUACCGAGAGGGAUCAGCUCGCGCGCAAGGCCAACGCGGCUGAGAAAUACCGCCAAAAGCUGCAGGCCAGCCAAGACUUUGAGAAAGAGAAUCAGACCCUCAAGAACCAGAUCAAAGAUAUUCAGCAGCAGCUGAAAGAGUCAGACUCGCAACAGCGGUGGUCUUCGGAGCGCGAAGUGGAGCUGGAAGAAUACCGCAAGCUUCUGCCACAAGUCGAGCAGGAAUGCAAUGAAAUUCAGAAUUUGAAGAAACAACUUGAGUUCAAUAAUCACGCGCUGACAGAGCGGCUGGAAAGUGCGGACGAACAGCACGAGAGAGAUGAUGCUUUGAUCAGCGAACUACGUGAACGCCUCGGGGAAAUGGACGGCUUGCCGGGCAGCGCGUCGCCUGGCUCUGAGACGCCAAAGAUGCAAGGGACAUUGCACAAGGACUUUGAGGCACUUGGUGUCAAAGAGUCUCAACUUAAAUCUGAGAAUGAUGACUUGAAGCGGGAAAUGGAGUCGAUCAAAGCACCUUCAGCUCCAGCCUCUCAUACCGGAGGCUUCUCUGAAAACUUUGCUGUAUCUGUGCACCUGGCGCGCUCUGGUUCCACUCAAAGUGAGGACUAUUGGAAACUAUAUGAGAAUUAUACCGGAGCUCUCAAGAAAAUUGCAGAAGUCCAGGACACCUUGGAAACAACCAAAAGAGAGCUUUCCGACACACAAGCUGAACUUGGUCUUGUCAAUCUGGAACAGGUCGAGAUGCUCCAAGGACUCGAGGCGCAUAACUCGGCUGAAUUGACAAGAAUUCGGGAUGACUGGGAAAGCCUCACUCAGAACGUUCAUCACCUGGAGGCAGAAGUCGAUGCCAGCCAGACGCUGGUGCGCGAAGUCUGUGCGGAACGAGAGGAACUACGCAAGAUGCUCGACAACAAGCAAAGCGAGAUUAGCUCUGAAGACCAGGAAGUGAUGAACGAGAUGCAAAUGCUUCUAGGCGAGUUUGAAACUCACAACACAGAGGGUGGCGAAGUACCCCAGAAAUCGAGUUUCGAGCUCUUGAAGCAGUGUGCGGGAGUUUUAGAGAAGAAUGUCGAACGACUCGCCCAGCGUGCGGAGUACAUCCAGCAACAAAAUGAGCUGGUCAAAUCACUUCGUGAGCGCAUGAAGAACUACGAAGAAAAUCUGGAUGAUGGCAUUUCCAAAGAGCGCGAGCUUGAGCUUCAGAGUAUCAUCAACAGCCAGGCCCGAGAACUCAACCUUGUGGGCUCGGCUUGGUAUCACCUUCAGAGCCGAUGGCAGAACAACAAUAUGACGGUAUCACGAUAUCGACAUGGAGCCAGCACGGGAGAUGCCAAGGGCUGGCUAGCAAAGCAAAAGAAACGCUGUCGCUGUCUUGAUAUGAUCAUAUGA
Penicillium coprophilum is the source of this 2250-nucleotide messenger RNA. RefSeq names its product putative microtubule binding protein HOOK3. The transcript is spliced from 9 exons. Gene Ontology annotation, molecular function: dynein light intermediate chain binding; microtubule binding. Gene Ontology annotation, cellular component: centrosome; cytoplasm. Bases 1 to 2250 code for a protein of 749 amino acids. The record is from RefSeq and is a predicted model, not a curated record. Gene Ontology annotation, biological process: cytoplasmic microtubule organization; cytoskeleton-dependent intracellular transport. Lineage: Eukaryota; Fungi; Ascomycota; Eurotiomycetes; Eurotiales; Aspergillaceae.